GAACCGAGCAGCCGCCACCGCGGAGCCAUCGUUUCCCCUACCCAGGCCUCAAGCCCAGCCGGCUCGGCUAUGGCAGGAGCCGCCGCCGCCGCCGCUGCCUCCGCCGCCGCGGCGAAUCUGGCCACCGCGCUCUCCGCUCGUCGCUGAGCAGCCGUUAACCAGCCCGCCUCACGCCGGUGCCGCCGCGGCCCAGGCUCCGCACAAGUUUCCGCCGCUGUAGAAGCAGGAGGCGGAGGCGGGGGAGGACUAACGUGGGGAAUCGAGCGUCCCCAGUCUACCCGGCACCCUCGCCCGCGAUGUGGGGGCGCUUUCUGGUCCCGGAGGCCGGCGGCCGGGACAGCCCGGGCAGAGUCCGCAGCUUCCCCGCGGGCCCAGAUUAUUCUUCUUCAGCAUGGUUACCUGGUAGUGAAUCACUGUGGCAGGCCACAGCUCUUCCAUCCAGCCACCGAAAUAACCACAUCAGGAGACACAGUAUAGCUUCCGACAGUGGUGACACUGGCAUUGGGACUUCCUGUUCCGACAGUGUGGAAGAUCAUUCAACUUCAAGUGGCACAUUAACUUUUAAGCCUAGUCGAUCAUUGGUUACUCUUCCUACUGCCCAUGUCAUGCCGUCUCACUCGAGCGCUUCAGUUUCCAAACACAGGGAAUCGUUGACAUCAGAUGGCUCACCAUGGAGUACAAGCCUCAUGCAGACAUUGGGAAACCACAGUAGGGGGGAACCAGACUCUUCACUAGACAUGAAGGACUUCCGGCCCCUCCGGAAAUGGUCAUCUUUAUCCAAACUCACAGGCCCGGAUAACUGCAGUCAGGGUGGCGUUACACACACUGAAGAGUCAAGGAGUGGUUUGGAAAAGACAGAGAGAGGCAAAGCUUUAACAUCACAACUAAGGACAGUUGGGCCUAGCUGCUUACAUGAUAGUAUGGAGAUGCUUAAGUUAGAGGACAAGGAAAUAAAUAAAAAACGAUCGUCAACUCUGGACUGCAAAUACAAAUUUGAGAGCUGUAGCAAAGAGGACUUUAGAGCUGCUUCUUCCACCCUUAGGAGACAGGCCUUAGACAUGACAUACAGUGCCUUACCUGAAAGCAAGCCCAAUAUGACAAGCUCGGAGGCUUUUGAAACUCCGAAAUAUUUAAUGCUUGGUCAACAGGCAGUAGGUGGAGUUCCUAUUCAGCCUUCUGUGAGGACGCAGAUGUGGCUUACAGAGCAGUUGCGGACAAACCCUUUGGAAGGUAGAACUACAGAGGACUCUUACAGUUUAGCUCCUUGGCAACAGCAGCAAAUUGAAGAGUUUCCAGAAGAGAGUGAAACACCAGUGCAGGUUUUGACUGGAUCAUCUCGUCAGAGUUACUCACCUUCUGGCUAUCAGGAUUUCACAAAGUGGGAAUCAGUGCUGAAAAUAAAAGAAGGACUGCUAAGGCAGAAAGAAAUUGUAAUUGAUCGGCAGAAGCAACAAAUUACCCACUUACACGAGCGAAUAAGGGAUAAUGAAUUACGGGCACAACAUGCCAUUUUAGGACACUAUGUAAAUUGUGGGGAUUCUUAUAUGUCUAAUUUGCAGCCACAAUAUGAAAACACGUCGCUCCAGAGUCCAUUUUCAGAUCAGUCAGUGCCCAGUUCCCAGCAAGAGGAACUUGAGCAAAAGCUUGUAUCUACUGAGAAAGAGGUUUUACAGCUUAAUCAGUUUCUCAAACAAAGAAUAAGCCAAUUUAGUGAAGAGAAGAAGAAACUAGAGGAAAAGCUUAAAACCAGAGAUAGAUAUAUCAGUAGCCUGAAAAAGAAAUGCCAGAAGGAAUCUGAACAAAACAAAGAAAAGCAGAGAAGAAUCGAGACCUUGGAAAAGUAUCUGGCUGACCUUCCAACUCUAGACGAUGUACAAAGUCAGAGUUUACAGCUGCAGGUUCUAGAAGAAAAAAACAAGAAUUUACAAGAGACUUUGAUAGACAUGGAAAAAAAGCUUGAAGAGAUAAAAACACAGUGCCAAGAGAAAGAGGCACAGUUAAUAUGCCAGAAAAAGAAAGAAAAGGAGUUGGUAACUACAGUUCAGAGUUUGCAGCAAAAGGUAGAAAGAUGCCUUGAAGAUGGAAUUCGCCUUCCUAUGUUAGAUGCAAAACAGCUUCAGAAUGAAAAUGAUAGCCUGAGAGAACAAAAUGAGAAUGCCGGCAAGAUAAUAGAUAGCCAACACGAUGAGAUUGACAGAAUGGCUUUAGAAAUUCAGUCUCUGCAAGGGAAACUUUCUGAAGAAAAACUAACCACACAAAAGAUGAUGGAAGAGUUGGAGAAGAAAGAAAGAAACCUACACAGGUUAACAAAAACAUUGCUUGAUAACCAAAGACAGACGGAAGAGACGUGCUGUCUCUUGGAUCAGGGCCAGGAAGCAGACCAAUCCAGGCAGCAGGCGGUUCUUUCCAAACGACCACUAUUUGAUUUGAAUGUGAUUGAUCAGCUGUUCAAGGAAAUGUCCUAUUGUUUGCUUGACUUGAAGGCAUUGUGUAGUAUUCUUAAUCAGCGUGCUCAGGGCAAGGAGCCUAAUCUUUCAUUAUUACUGGGAAUCAGAUCACUGAACUGUUCAGCUGAAGAGGCUGAGAACGACCAAGGCCCAGAUACGCUCACUAAAAAGCUGUCAGAUGUGUGCCAGCUACGGAGGGACAUCGAUGAGUUAAGGACUACAAUCUCAGAUCGCUACGCUCAGGACAUGGGAGACAACUGCAUCACCCAGUGAUCGAGUGUUGGUCCGACGGCAAUAAUGACCCGUUGUUGAAUGCUGCUGUGUUACAGUCUUCGUGUUCCUUUUCAGGAGCCAUGUCGGUCUACGGCCCCUGAAUGCACCCGGUCUCGUCUGAUCUCUGCAGGAGCCAUGUCGGAAUGUUGCAAGUGACACAUGCCUUGCACAUAGGAUUCGUGUGUGUGUGUGUGUGUGUGUGUGUAUUUGUUUUGUUGGGGGGGUGGAGUGGAAUGGGGAUGUAAGGCGGUCUGAAAGGGGCUUAUCUAAUCAGGACAAAAAUCAGAUUUCCAUUUGAAAAUGUGAUAAAGUAUGUAAGAAAAAAAUUCUGUAUUCUCAAACUACUGAUUGUAGGACCAAGCUGUGAAGAGUGCCCUUCAGAUAAAAGGGGUAGGAUUUCUUUUUAUCUUUUGUUUUUGUGUGUGUGUGUGCGUGUGUGUUUAUUCACAAAAGUAUAAUGAUUUGUAGGGUCAAAGCAAAGCUUCUGAGAAAGGCACACACUAUUUAUUCUUGUAUUUCUUUUUUUUCAUGUAGAAGCCUGUGUUAUAUUUUAGGGUUUUCCAAAGUGGGCUGAACAAGAGUUCCAACAGCAGGCAAGCGUUCUAAUAGCACAGGAGGCAAAACCAUGUGUUCUGAACACACAGUGUGCUGAGAUGAUGAGGGUGGGGCUGGGCUGAUUUUCGUACUGUAGGUAGGUCGGCCAUUCUUCAGUGCUCGACUGUGGAUUGCCUUAGAAGUGUGACAUUUUGAUGUGAUGAUCUGUUUCCCUAACAGUAAUUUAUCACAAGGCAAUUUAACAUAAUUUGAACUUAAUUUUAACAUGUCCCUUACUAUUUACAGUUUUUUACUUAUAUGUUUUAUACUAAUAUGAGCAAAGCCAUAUAUAAUUAAUGCAAACCUUUAAAGGGCCCUUUUCAUUAUUGUAAAAGAAAGAUUAACAAAUGACUCUAGAACAAUGGCUUAUUUAUCCAAAUCUCAAUUGUUUACAUUUUAGCAGUUUAUGUAUCUGUUUUAAAGUUGAAAUUAAGAAAAAGCCAACCUGUCUUCUUUAUAUUAGAAUUAUCAAUAGCAUAAAGCAAAAUCUAAAUCAGGUGAUAUUUCAAUUCCUUUUAUUGCAUGAAUUACAUUACAGACAGGUUUUUUCAUAGAAUGCAAACUUGGUCAGGUUCUGCUGGAGUGCAUGGUAUUACUAUGAAAUGCAGCUGCUACUUAAGUAGACGUGCAAUCAUUUAAACUUCUGAAUGAGUAUCUCUCUGUUUUAGUUGGUGUUGUGGAAGGACUAUAUAUUCUAUUGCCUUCAGAGCAUUCGUUACAUUCUUUUGAAUUUAUUUUGCUAUGGCAAUCAUUGUCCCUCACAAGUUGGUUUGUAUUCUCAAUGCAGCCAACUCUCAUUUAAGUUAAGAUUAAGUAAGAGGUAGAAGGAAUAAGGGGUGUGAAUCAAGCAGGAUAAUAUUGUCUUGGGUAUGAGCAGAUCACAUGUCUGUUUUCUGGCCAGGCUUAUGUACGGGUAUAAAGGCUGCUCCUAGAAAAGAUUCUUCUUAGAUAUUUUCAGCAGUGAAAACAUAGUAUAAGGCCAGGAAGAUAUUCAGUUGUUAAUUUGGCUCACAUACAGCUCUUUCUGAGUCACAUUAUAGUUGUAUUGCAGCAAUAAGUUACAGUACGUUGUGAGGACAUCAAGCUUGCCUUCUGUCCAGUGCCCAAGUCCUCCCUGCUCUUUUUAAUUUCUUAGGGUCUGGGCACUAAGAACUCUGUGCACUGUAGCGAUUCUGCAGCCCAAGGCCCCUGACACUUAGUCACUGGUAAGAACUUGGCUUUCUAUUGUGUUCAUUUGCUUUUUAAUAUUGAUGAGUUGAAGACAUUCAGGGAGCAGUAAAUUUAUACCCAAAAUCUGAUGCAAAGAAUUUUGCCUUUUAAAAAUUAAUAUCUAUAAAAAUGACCCAUUACAGUAAAAUAGAUAGUACCAUCUAAAAGAGGUAAGUUACAAAUGCAGCAUGCAUUUUAUAUUCUCUUUGCAUAGAAUUUCCUCCCCCUGCCCCCAAUCUCCAUAAUUUUGGAAAUAUAGGCACCCUAAAAUAUAGUACUAAUGGACAAAUAAUCACUGAUUUAUUUGGAUCAUUAGAUUUUUACUUAAAUAUCUCUUAGGUUUUAUAUGUUUGAGGAUUUUAUGCUUAUUACUAUUGUUUUAAACAAACUUUUGGUCAUAUGAUUUAAUCUAUUAUAGGUAUAUUAGUUGGGAUAAAGUAUUUUAUUUUUAAAAAUAAGUUUUCUAUAACUUCUACAGAAUUUGACUUAAUUCAUAUAUCUUAAGGUAAAAAAAAAUUAGCUUAGCGGAAAAUUAACAAGCUACUGCUGAUGUAUUUCAUUUUCCAAAAUGUAUACACACCCCAAAAAAGGAAAUUAAGAUGUGAUAGUUUAAGUAUGACUUUGAAUUACAACAUGUAAUCUCUUGGAUUCUGGAGUUUAUGAAAAGUCAUGGAUAAUAGAUCUUAGAGAGUAUUUGCAAGGGAAGUCAAACUAGUAGUUUUCUGAUUCAUCAAUAUUUAAUUUUGAUUUUCAUUUUUUGUAAAAUUUCUCCUUCCAAGACAACCUGUUGUGUUGGUUGGAGCUAUGUUCUUGGAAGCUAUUGCAGUGACAUUGGUCUGGAUACAAAAAUAACCUAAUUGUAAAGUAAAUGUAUUGGAAAAUUUCCUUAGAAAUGACAACUUUUAAGUUAUACUUUUGUGAAUUUAAAUGCUUGUCUUCUAGGGAAGUGGCUCAUACAUCAACAUUUAUUAUUUGUCUUCUGGGUUUUCAAGUUGAGCUUAUUCUGCCUCAGUCCCAUUAAAUAGCAGGGGUAAAGUAACAGUUGGCUCAGGAAAAGACCCGCUUUGCCUGUGCAGAUCAAAGGCACAAUGGUUGUCUUUUCACUUGACGUCAGAAAAAAAGGAUGACUUUAGUUCAUUGUUAGUAAAUUUUCAGUGGUCUCUCAUGUUAAAAAGCCUAAGUGUAUUGACUAGGAAUUCAUGCCUGAAUUUUUCUUUUAAUAAGUGUGGCCCUGUAUUAUAUUUGAAAUAGGAUUCAAUAUUUAAUGUUAACAAUAUUAUAUUUUGGUGAAAUUUGUUUUGGUUAUAACAGUUUAUGAAACUGAAUUAGAUUUCUUUUAGUAGUUUGUUAGAGACAAUCUCAAGGGCUGGAAGUGUUGCUAAAAUGGAUAUUUUACAUUUGUGACUUAUUAAUGAAUUUAGAAAUUAAUGUCAUAGUUCAAGACUUAUUAAUAGGAAUCUCUUAAAGGAUAUUUUUAAAGGAACUAUUUUAUCGGGAAGACAUGUUUUCAUAUCGGUAGUAGUUCAUCGAUUAGCAGCAUAGCAGCUGAGAACGUGGACUGUUUUUACGUAGCAUCGUUCAGCUCAGCCAUACCUUUAGUUUGGAUUGUUUGCAUUCUUUUACAUAGAUUUCUAUCAUUGUAGAUAUGUAAUUACAGUAAUAAGCAAUUCUCAUAACCAUGCUCACUUAGACCAUGUCAUUUGAAAUUGCCAGUAGCUAUAGCUCUCAGAGCCAAAGUUAAUUUAUUUCAUUUCCAUUUUUAACAGUUCUUUUCACUGUUUACAAAAAUCUAUUUCUUAUUUGGUAUAUAGAGUAUAAUUUCCAACUUCACCCUAAAUGCCAUGGUGGGAUAUUGCUGUGUGGUCAUAUUAUACAUUCAAUAAUAUUUAAUCAUGAAAGGGGAAAGAUAUGGGAUUUUUUUUCUUACUUAAAAGAAGAUUUGAGUAUGCUAAGGAUGUAGUCUCACAUCAAUAAGUCAUUAACAACACUCUUGCAGCUGCACAGAGAGAACCUUCCGUGCCUUUGCCUGCAGUAAGCAUUCGUUUCUAUUUUACAUGAGCUGUAAGAAUGUCGAAGAUUAUCGCACCUUCUUCUUCCGUCAGUAGACUGAUUAAGGAUUGUUUUUUUAAAGCAAGGAGCAGGUUUUCAUUACUAGGUAGAUAAUUUAGUAAACAUGAGAGGACUUAUCAGAUAUAUGUGUUUGAAGCUUAGCCUUUUCCCCAUAUGUUAAGCAGGACACUCCUUUGGAAUGUCAUUUUGUGUGUUUGUGUGUGUAUAUAUGUAUAAAUAGUUAUUUAAAUACAUAAACAUAAAAUUUAGCAUCACAUCAGUGUGAUGGCAAGACGUGGUAAGGUGCUUGGUGGUUACCUGAAAAGCACAGCAGAGUGCGUAAUCAGUCAUUGUGGCUGGUGGACUUCGUAAACUAGGUUCAGUUUUUGAACCACCCAGAAUACCUCAUGUGUAAAUACAGUGGUCUCGACUUAACUGAAAUACAGUCCUUGUAAAAAGAAUGUGAAGCCACAGGUUGGCUUAUGCCUUUUGAUCUGUCAUUCUUGCCUCUUUUUUUGUAAAGGGGUUGGUUUUUCUGUUUUUGUUUUUUAAUAGGGUUUACAGCUAGAAUUUUGAAUGCCAAAGUUAUAUUUAUUAAAUUUUAAAAAAAGUUUUCAAUGUUAAUGGCUAAGUAUUUUUCCACUGGACUAUCGUUUGUUGAUGUUGGAAUUUGUAUUUACAGAGAAAUAAAUUUUUUAAU
Phyllostomus hastatus (greater spear-nosed bat) is the source of this 7272-nucleotide messenger RNA. RefSeq names its product centrosomal protein 85 like (gene CEP85L). NCBI's taxonomy places the organism in Eukaryota, Metazoa, Chordata, Mammalia, Chiroptera, Phyllostomidae. The record is from RefSeq and is a predicted model, not a curated record. The transcript has 13 exons. Gene Ontology annotation, cellular component: centrosome. The coding region runs from base 297 to 2720 and encodes 807 amino acids.